Messenger RNA from Racocetra fulgida, 542 nucleotides. The record is from the annotation of a GenBank genome assembly. Lineage: Eukaryota; Fungi; Glomeromycota; Glomeromycetes; Diversisporales; Gigasporaceae.
AUGAGAGUGUACUUGAACCUGAUGCUUUAACGACUGCAAGCAGUGCAUUUUCACGUGCUGAUAUUGGUCAAGAAAAUACAUCAACACUCAUGAAAAAUAAGUCAAAAAAAAAAAGAAACUCGGCCCCCAUGCAACUGCAUAGCACAAAUAUUAAAGUUAACAAUUAUCAGAGUGACCUACCAUUAAUAUCACAAAAAAAAAUUCGAUCUUUAUCAAAUACUGUAAUUUCGGAAGACGACCAAGAUAAUACAGAUGAGAGUGUACUUGGACCUGAUGCUUUAACAACUGCAAGCAGUGCAUUACAUGCCGAUAUUGGUCAAAAAAAUACAUCAACCCUCGUAAAAAAUAAGUCAAAAAAAGAAAUUCGGCCACCAUGCGAUCGAAAAAAAUUCGAUCUUUUAUCAAAUAUAGAGCAAGUUACUGUAAUUUCGGAAGACGACCAAGAUAAUAUAAAUGAGAGUGUACUUGAACCUGAUGCUUUAACGACUGCAAGUAGUGCAUUUUCACAUGCUGAUAUUGGUCAAGAGAAUACAUCAACCCUC